Messenger RNA from Capsicum annuum, 1130 nucleotides. RefSeq names its product TMV resistance protein N-like. Lineage: Eukaryota; Viridiplantae; Streptophyta; Magnoliopsida; Solanales; Solanaceae. The record is from RefSeq and is a predicted model, not a curated record.
CAACUUGGUGCUCUUCGAUGCUUGGACUUAUCACAUUGCAAGAGGCUUACACAGCUGCCAGAAUUUCCAGUUCAAUUAGAUACAAUAGAAGCAGACUGGACAAAUUAUUGGAUCUGUAAUUCGCUAUUUCGGAAUCUCUCAUUAUUGCAGCACGACAUCUCUGCUUCAGAUUCCUUGUCGCUUAGAGUGAUUAGAGGUUGGCGGUGGCAUGGGAUGCCAAGGUUCCCAUACCAGGGAAUUGAUGGUGUAUCGGUCUAUUUGCCAGAGAAUUGGUACAUACAUGAUAGCUUCUCGGGAUUUGCUGUAUGUUAUCAUGGCAUAUUAACUGACAUCACGGCUCACUUGAUUCCCUUAAAUGAUGAUGGGGUGUCGUGCAUCACACGGAAACUUGUCUUGUCCAACCACUCAAAAUAUUCUCUAGAACGUAAUGGUAUUCAUUUUUUCUUGAUACCUUUUGCUGGUUUAUGGGAUAUUUCUAAGGCAAAUGGAAAAACGCCAAAUGACUAUAGGCACAUCAUGUUAUCUUCCUCUGAAAAAAUUAAGUAUAUAUUUCGUUUGUUGUAUAAGAUGAACUAGGCGUUUAGGCCUUGUUGCAAAUAAAGGAAAAUAAGGAUGAAUAUUGCCUCGGGACAAGGAGGACCAGAUAUGAUGAUAGCAAACACCAUGAUGAAGACAGUCGCUCCUCUUCUAAGAAACAAAGGCCACAUUGCAGCCUUCUUUCUUUUCCCUCUUUGUUUCGCCUAUUGCCAAGAGCUCAUCGAUGGGUGAUUUACAUUUCAUCUUUUCUCCCUUUAAGAUGGAUUAACCAAGCAACCGGAGCAAGGAAGAAGUAUUUCCAGUAGUCAAACGUACCUCUAGUGAUAGAGCAACUAUUCUUCCAUCAGGAUGCAGAGCUCAAAUACUUUCUCCGCCACCACCAAGUUCUACCAAAGUAGCAUACUUCUUUAUUGAUUCCGAUCCACUGUCAAAUCUGCAUGUGGUAGCAAUACGAAGUACAGUUUUGUUAUUUAGAAUUAGAGUUGUCUGACAUAGCAUCAAAUUAGAAUCAAACAAGAUGAACAUGUACAUAGCUAUAGAAACACUAAUGCUAUUUACAUAGCUAUAUAAUUAAUUUGUUUUUGUUGUCUUUA